This is a messenger RNA of Sorghum bicolor (sorghum), 1832 nucleotides long. RefSeq names its product F-box protein At5g46170. Gene Ontology annotation, molecular function: protein binding. The record is from RefSeq and is a predicted model, not a curated record. The transcript has 2 exons. Lineage: Eukaryota; Viridiplantae; Streptophyta; Magnoliopsida; Poales; Poaceae. Bases 501 to 1565 code for a protein of 354 amino acids.
UUUCUCCUCGCGCUAAACAAAGGAAACCGUCCCCGAAGCCCAAGCCAAAAAAUUCCCCCACAGGCCGCAACCUCCUCCUGCAGCUUGCGCGAAACCCUCCCUCUUCCUCCCGAAUUCGUCAACCGGCCUCCCAAAUCGGAGCGGCAAUCGGACUGCUGGGUCUCGAAGCUGAGUUGUGCGCCAGUCCGCGAGCUAUUCGUUGAUUUUUCCAGCCUGAAGGCGCCGAUUUUUCGGCCGUUGCUGGAGUCGUCUUCGGCGGGGCUGUGGUGGUGACCGCUCGGCGGGUCUGGAUCCGGCUGGGUUCCGGCGACAGAUCGCGUUCUUGAAGCAGGACAAUACUUGGGAGUCUUGAGGUGUCCGUAGCUGCACUCGUGGAAACCAAUUGAAUUCGAGGACCUGAAGAUUUAUUAGCUGGCGCACACCAUUUUCGACAAUAAAAGAUUCAGCUGUUUCUUAGCAAUUUCUGAAGAAGCAGAUAGGGACGACUUUUGAACCGGGCAAUGCAUACCAAGGCUCGAAUCCACGCUGACCCGGUCCUGGAGUUUGACCAAUUCGACGGCUUGCCUGAUUCUCUUGUGCUGCUGAUCCUGAACAAGCUCGAGGACGUGCGUUCACUUGGCAGGUGCUCUGCCGUGUCCAAGCGAUUCAGCGGCCUGGUUCCCCUCGUCCACGAUGUGUGUGUCAAGAUUGACCACGUUGUGACUGUGGAUGGGGACUCUGAUGACGCUCUGAACCUAUCGUCGCCAAAGCCCCACAACAUCAUUUCGCAUCUGUUCAAGCUGAUGCUGUUCGCGAUCGCCAAGCCGUUCCAUGACAUGCGCAGUCCCAGUAGCACAGGGAGGCCGCUGUUCCCUCAGCUCUCCCAGCAUUCGCCUGUGCAGGUGCUGAAGAACUUCUCCCAUGUUCGCAAUCUUCAGGUGGAGCUCCCCUCUGGAGAUGUUGCUGUCGAGGAGGGGGUUCUACUGAAGUGGCGAGCUGAAUAUGGCAGUACACUUCAGAAUUGUGUGAUCCUUGGAGGAACCUUGGUUGAUCGCAAGGCUGCUGGCAAUGGGCAUGAGCCAUCGUCUGAUGACAAUGGAAGCAUGCCAGAAUCUUUCUAUACCAAUGGUGGGCUGAAACUCCGUGUUGUAUGGACUAUCAGCUGUUUGAUUGCUGCAUCGACGAGGCAUUAUUUGCUCCGAUCAAUCAUCAAUGACCAUCCAACACUGAGGAGCCUGGUUUUGGCAGAUGCCGAGGGGCAGGGCGCACUCUCCAUGGGCGCAGAGCAGCUGAAGGAUUUCAGGGAACACCAGUUGUCAGCCUCGCCAUGUUCUAACAGGACACAGGUGCCAGCAUGCAACAUGAAGCUGAAGUACGCUCAGUACCUCGAGUUGCCUGGCGGCUUGGCAUUGCAAGGUGCAACCUUGCUUGUCAUCAAGCCUGCCAGCGAUGGUAGCAGCAGUGGUCAUGGCAAUCGGAAGGAAGUUGACGCCUUUGUUUCAGGCGCGUUCGAUGGACCCUUGAGGUUUGCUGCGAAGGCACUGAUGAAGAGGCGCACCUAUCUCCUGGAGAUGAAUGGGUUCUAGAGACCCAUAUAUCUUGCUUUUUGAUGCUUUCUAUGAAGAGGGGCAUCUAUCUCCUGUCUGAUCUUUGUACAUACAGUAUAACCAUCAUAGCGGAUGAUAUGAUAUCAGAUUAUUAUUAUUACCUAAGCUAAGCAUCCGUAGAGAAUUGUGAUGUCUCGCUGUACAUGGUGGAGCACACCGUUUGUGCCUGCUGAGAACACGUGUAGCAUGAAGUAUGUGCGUGUCCCAUUGCUCAAUGAAAGGCGUCGAAGGAGGAUACGUUUCCCA